AUGCUCCCCGCCCCCCAAAACAAGCCAUCCCCCCGUUCUGCCCCGUCGCACAUUCGGCCCCGGCGACUCGGCCAGAGCGGCGCUGGCAGAGGAGUGUCCGGCAGGAGGGCCUUCGCCCGCUGCCAGGUUCGCAUGUCACGCAGCAGGAAGGUGGGCGGCGUCGGUGCCGGCUUCAGAACCAUGGCGCUUCCAGUGGGGAAGUCGACGCUGGUGCUUCUUGCCUUCUUGGCCUUCGCCUCGUGCUGCUAUGCUGCUUACCGCCCCAGCGAGACCCUGUGCGGCGGGGAGCUCGUGGACACUCUGCAGUUCGUCUGCGGAGACCGCGGCUUCUACUUCAGCAGACCAGCCGGCCGUGCGAGCCGUCGCAGCAACCGUGGCAACGGGAUCGUGGAGGAGUGCUGCUUCCGCAGCUGCGACCUGGCACUUUUGGAGACCUACUGUGCCGCCCCCGCCAAGUCCGAGAGGGAUGUGUCGACUCUCCCGACCGUGCUUCCGGACAACGCCCCCAAAUACCCCGCGGGCAAGCAGUUCCAACCCAGCGCCUCGCAGCCCUCCCAACGCCUGCGCCGAGGCCUGCCCGCCGUCCUGCGGGUCCGUCGCGGUCACAUGCUGGCCAGGGAGUUGGAAGCCUUCAAGGAGGCCAAACGCCAGCAGCGCCCCUUGAAUGCCCUGGCCACGCACGACCCCGCUGCCCGCGGGGGAGCCUCCCCAGAGGUGUCCAGCGAUCGGAAGUGA
Pipistrellus nathusii (Nathusius's pipistrelle) is the source of this 735-nucleotide messenger RNA. The record is from the annotation of a GenBank genome assembly. NCBI's taxonomy places the organism in Eukaryota, Metazoa, Chordata, Mammalia, Chiroptera, Vespertilionidae.